GUCGUCUGAUUUCGUGUGCUGAGGCAGUACGGUUAGGCCUCGUAGAAGGUGCCAGUGGCUGUUGGCUGGGGCCUCCCCAGCUAACUGCUGAUGAAGCCCUUCACUGGGGUUUCCUGCUUGACUCAGCUGUACCCAUGCCUCUGCAAAAUGCCCUGGCACUUGGCCUGUACUGCCCUGGCACUGGCACACUACGCCGACCUGGGGGAAGAGGACCGUCGCUCACUGUGCAAGAUGCUGUGCUUGAAGGCAUUCUCGAGCCAGAUGUGCUCACUAUCAAAGUGGCCCACAGUGGAGAGAUGCUGUCCUUGACUGAGGCCGUAGGUGCGGGUCUUCUUGACCCUAUUGCGGGGACAGUUUUGGACACUGAAUGCAACAUCACUGUGGACUUGUAUGAAGCCAUGGGCAGGGGGUUGGUUCUACCUGUAGCCAAAGUUUUGCCACUGUUGGAGGUUGUGCUGAGAAGUUUCUAUUCCCCCAUUACUGGACUAAUAUGCAGCCCAUUUUGUGAACGACCGCAGUGCCUUCGUGAUGCAGUUCGGUCAGGCUUUGUGAGCACUGGUUCAACCAUGGUCUUUUCAGGAAGCUGCUUGAUGCCGUUCUCAACAGCUGUGGAUUGUGGCUUAGUGGACGAUCGGGCAGGUGUUGUCAGAGUCCUAGGAGGGCCCAUGGACCUUAAAUUGGCCUUUGAAAGGUGCCAUUUGCUGGACAUUUCGCCACCCUUGAAUCUUAAGAUGGCCUUGUCAUUGGGGCUCUUUGAUGAUCAGAGUGGCCAUUGGAUGGAUCCAGCUAGUGGCUGCAUGCUCACCUUAACAGAUGCGCUUGAGCAACGCUUGCUUGAUGACACUUCCACUAGGGUACUUCAAAGCAAGGAUGACACACGUCGUACCUUGGUCCUGUCAGAGGCACUUUCUCAGGGAAAAAUUGACAAAAACUGUUCAAAAUAUGUAACUGAAGAUGGGACUUUAAUUCCACUUGUGUCUUGCUUUAAAGAGGGCCUAGUGCUUAAUGUUCAGCCGAGCACUCCACUUCAACGGCUGAUAAGAGAGGGUUGCUAUCUUGAAACCUCGAAUCGUUUCAGCAUACGAGGGUUGAGCCACACAGUCUCCCUUGGCGAGGUAGUGAUGCGCCGGCUUGUUGACCCAUUUCUACCAUUUCUACCUCAGCCUGGGCAGGAGCCAAUGCAUCUUAUGGAAGCAUGCCGGAUGGGGCUGAUGGAGCUGUCAUUGGGUUUGUUAAGGGAUGGACAGCAGCUUGUCCCACUUGUGAAGGCUCUGGAAACUGGCCUUGUAAUCGACUUGGAGAAGCCAUUGACUCUGAUUGAAGCAGUGCAGCUUGGCUUCUGUGACCCAGAUUCUGGACGACUUUUGCACCCAGUGGAGGGCUCCUAUUUGAACUUGGAGGAAGCACUGGAGCUGGGCAUAGUGACAACUCGUGAUAGCUAUGUGAAGGAUGCAGAGACUGGUCAAUUUCUGACUUUCACUAGAGCCAUGGAGAGCGGCGUGGUGGACCCUGUGCGGAAUCGCUACACUCCUCGGAACUUGAAUCUCUACAAAGCAGUGUUCGCCAAGCUUAUCAUAUAUGCCAAAAUGCCCUUAAGCCUUGGCCAGGCUUUUGCAGAUGAGCUCUUUGAUGAAGAUAGUGGCAAGUUCCUGGAUCCAAGGUCUUCAGAACUUCUUGGCUUUAAGGAUGCCUUGAGCCGUGGCCUGCUUGAUAGGCACAGCAUGUUGCAGGAAUCUGCAUCUUCCGCUUUCAGAGCCAGCCGGGGUGCUGUCACUUCCAGGGAUGGCCUGUCUUUCUCAUUGUCCAUGCAAGCUGGCUCUGCAGAAAAUCAAUGUCAGCCGAGGUCAGGUGUUGAAAUUGGCAACCUGCAGCGAGGCAUGAAGACUUCUGACAGGACACGCACGGGUUUGACUCCAGGCUUUGGUCAUUUUAUUAAGCAACCCAUAGAGCCUAGUAUUUGCAGUGAUGUCAGUUUGGCGUCACGACGGGAGCUCACUUCGUCAAAAGGCAGUGCCCAAGCACAGUCAGCUGUAGAAGAGACAGAAAAGCUGAAGUUCCCUCUGCAGAGGCAGAUUGUGCAGGAGACAGUGUCGGCAGCUGAAAUGUUGCCCAUCAUCAAGGCUGAACAAGAGUUCCAGCCAAGCCCAUCAUCUCCCGUCAAGGAGCAAUCUUCACUGAGCGGUUCUACGACAGAGCUGAUGUCAGCAUAUUCAAAGGAUAGUAUAGAACCAAUUCUAGCGGUGCUGGCACCUUCCAAGACAUUACUUGAACCUCAUUUUUGCGUCUUGGAGAAGCUGACUGCUCCAAUUUUCAAAACGAGUGCUGAAAUUCAUGAUCCAACUUUCGCUUCCAGAGAGGUUGCAGUCGUGUCUCCAAAAACGCGACAGAUUCGGUUCCAUUCCAUGCCAUCUUUGCAAAUUACUAGUUUUGCUGCAAUUGGGAUCCCACUGUAUUCCAAGUCUGAUAACGUAAGCACAACUGAUCCUCUGCAUUCUUGGAGCAUUGAUAGUGCUACAACAACAGUUGCUAGCCCCCCUUUUGACAGUAUGAAAGGCGAGCAGGAAGAUAUUAUGCGCCAGGAAAAGCACCUUGAACCACCUGGUCAGCUGGGUGUAAUUGGUUUGGCUGGCAAUGGCACUGAACGUGAAUGCAAGGCAGCCAUUUCAGACUCGUCUGGUAUUGCUGAGAAUGUUCCUUCCCCUGGCCAGGAUGGCAAGCAGUACUCUGACAAGGCACAGCAAUCUUCCACUACUGAAGUCAUUGUAAAAGAUACAAAUGAUGAAACUGCCAAAGAUUUUGACUUGUUAGAGCCUACCAAAGCUGUUUGUAAAGUAGCUUUCCACACAGAGUAUGACAGCGCAACCCACGUCACCAAGGUUCAUGCAGGCCCAUCAACCCAGCUGGCCGGACAUGGCAGUGCCGGAAAGGCAACAAGACGUCAAAUUAGAAACCAGAAGCAAACAGCACCUGACGACUCUAAGGAUGGCAGUGAGGAAGAAUAUCCUUUGCAUCCUGCAGAAAUGAGCCGUCAAGAGCACUCUGUGGUUGUCCAUGUUGAAACAGCAGAUGAUGGCAUUGAUGCUGUCAGAGUAGAAAUUGCGGAAAAUAGACCAUUUGCAGAUGACUGGCAGCGAAGUGUGGGCUUUAAUGGAGCUACAUCAAGUGCUGUUGUUCAUUUGCAGCAGAACUUUGGAGCUGGAAAAGCUGGUCAUAAGGAUUCCUCAAACAUGCUGAAAAAGAGUUUGCUGCCAUCCUCUUUGGUUGAACCAAGUCCUGGUUUUGAUUAUGGAAAGUCUAGCUUACAAUUGUCUAGUGGUGCAGUGUUGUCGCCUGAAACACGCGGUUCCUCUCCAUUGCCUAGCUUAGAGCUAAUUACUGCUGAAGACAGGUCAGGUACUGAUCAGAUGCCAGGCGCCAAAAGAGAGAUGCAAAGCCCAACAGGGAGGCCACCUGCCAACGGUCAAUCAACGCGAAUCAAGCGCCACAGCAUUUCGCUAGCACAACCUAUUCACCCUCAGCCCUUAAGCUUUGAUACUGUCUUGACAGAAGGCAGCUUAUGUCCAAGGACAGGCCAGAUUACUGAUGAAGCAUGCAGGAACACUUUUACACUGCUGGGUGCCUCCAAGCAUGGCUUUCUUGACCAGAGCUCCUUCCUUGUGAAAGACACCUUGGGCAAGAGGCUUCUAAGCCUGCAAGAUGCCAUACAGGAGGGAAUCCUGGACGUGGAAAUGGGGACAGUCCUAGCGGCCACGGAGUGUGGCCAUAUCUCAUUUGGGGAUGCGCUUGCACGUCACAUUUUUGUGACACCACGCAGUCCGUUGUCGCUAGCUGAGGCUCUUGAGUAUGGUGUGUAUCGACCGGCAGAGGGAUUGCUGGCAUGCCCUUGGACAGGCCGCUGGUUGCCAGUCACUGAAGAGCAACAGCUACCACCCUGGAUUGAUCAAAGUGCAGAAGGCAGCUUGCCGCUCACAGAUUCGAAAGCUCGUGGCCUUGCAGACCCUCGGGCAAGCAGGCCACAGGCGGACAGAAGCCGGGCAGUUCUCUUCCACCCAUCGCAAGACAGGGUAAGGGGGCUGGGAUGUGGGUAGCACUGCACCUUGGUAAAAUCCACUGCACUCCAUAUCACUUCCGUUUUUGUGUGCACUGACUAAACGAAUAUGCUCAGAAAGACAGACAAGAAAGGAGCCUGCCGCUUCACUGACCAGUAUGAUCCUCCUGCUCAGCACAGUUGGAUUUGCCAGGCAUGGGGUAGCACAGGCCUUAAUCAAAGUAAUUCCUGUGCUUGCUACAAAAGGGGUACAGGCUGUGCACAGCAGAAGAUUGCAGUGCCCAGCCAAGCUUUCCUGCCACACCACUGUUCCAAGGCAACCUUGGCUUUGGGGGCUGGUACAGUCAUUGUGGGCUGAAAUGAAGGGACUGGACUUGUGUCCCUCAACUGACGACACCUCCUCCCUGGUCUUGUUACUAACCAUUCCAGCACAUGACUCAUGUCUUCCACCAGGCCCUCACCAGGGUAAGGGAAAUGGCUCUGCACUGUGGACAAUCACCGCACCCUGUUACAUGGUCCAAUCGGUUCCUGGGUUCAGCAGCUAACUGGUCCUCCCUCCCAGCACAUAACUUUUGUCACCACCGGGCUUUGGUAGGGGAGCUGUGUGUAGUGAUUUGGUGUGCCUUCUU
Molecule: messenger RNA, 4677 nt
Organism: Dermacentor silvarum
Lineage: Eukaryota; Metazoa; Arthropoda; Arachnida; Ixodida; Ixodidae
Exons: 1
Coding region: 135-4088 (1317 amino acids)
Cellular component (GO): cytoskeleton
Source: RefSeq, a predicted model, not a curated record